Molecule: messenger RNA, 552 nt
Organism: Nematocida major
Lineage: Eukaryota; Fungi; Microsporidia
Exons: 1
Coding region: 1-552 (183 amino acids)
Source: RefSeq, a predicted model, not a curated record
AUGACUGUGUUGGUUGAUACAUACGAAGUUCCUGCGCAUGCAAUUAUGUCGCAGCUCUACAAAACAAUGUGCUACGAAGUUCUUUUAGAGGAGGUGCUAGGAAGAUCCUACAACGCCCCAAACAACACAAAAAAGUACACUGUUUUGGAGGACAUAAGCCCGAAGACGCUUAUUGCACUUCGGGACAUAGAGAAUAUAAUAUACGUGGUGCACAGGGAAAUACUGGACGAAAGAGAGUACAAAACAAUCCAGUACUACACAAACGAGAUCAUAUAUGUAGAGAACAACACCAUACAGAUCGUCAACAAGAAAACACGCAGGCACGAGACCUAUGAAAUAGAAAAAACAGUAAACUCAUUUCAUCAGGUUUCGCAGAAAAUAAAAAAAGUGCUAAAAGAGGAGGCGCCCCUAAAGGAGGCGCUUCUCACAAAAAAACAGGAGGAAAGAAAGGAGGCUUCUCUCCCCUUCCUUCGCGCGCAGGCGCAGGAGGAGGUCUAUUUCCCCGAAAGCGAGGAGGAAGAGGACCUUGACGCGUUUGAGGAGGAAAUGUAG